Messenger RNA from Sardina pilchardus (European sardine), 1707 nucleotides. It is a transcript of the gene kcnk3b, whose product is annotated as potassium channel, subfamily K, member 3b. The transcript is spliced from 2 exons. Gene Ontology annotation, biological process: stabilization of membrane potential; potassium ion transmembrane transport. The record is from RefSeq and is a predicted model, not a curated record. Gene Ontology annotation, cellular component: plasma membrane. Lineage: Eukaryota; Metazoa; Chordata; Actinopteri; Clupeiformes; Clupeidae. Gene Ontology annotation, molecular function: potassium ion leak channel activity; outward rectifier potassium channel activity; open rectifier potassium channel activity. The coding region runs from base 119 to 1348 and encodes 409 amino acids.
GCAUUGCAGGCAUCAAGGCAUCAACUUCUCGUAGUAGCCUAUAAGUCAUGAACCAGGUAUCUGCUCCGUGUCCGAGACCAGGAUUGAAACGUGAGGACAGGUGCAAGUUAGUCAUAUCAUGAAGAGACAAAACGUCCGGACCCUCGCACUAAUAAUUUGCACUUUUUCGUAUUUACUCAUCGGUGCAUCCGUGUUCGACGCGCUAGAAUCUAAACAAGAAAACAGCCAGAAAAGACAACUGGAUCAGCGCAAAUAUGAACUGAUGCGAAAAUACAACCUGACGAGGACCGGCUUUGAUGAGCUAGAGAAAGUGGUGCUGCAGUUGAAGCCACACAAAUCAGGGGUUCAGUGGAAGUUUGCCGGAUCUUUUUACUUCGCUAUCACUGUGAUAACGACAAUAGGUUAUGGACACGCGGCACCGAGCACAGAUGCCGGAAAGGCAUUCUGCAUGUGCUACGCCCUCCUGGGGAUCCCUUUGACGCUGGUCAUGUUCCAGAGUGUGGGUGAGAGAAUCAACACCUUCGUCCGCUUCCUGCUGCACAAGACCAAGAAGUGCCUCGGCCUGCGGCACACCGAGGUCUCCAUGGCCAACAUGGUCACCAUCGGCUUCUUCGCCUGCAUCAGCACGCUGUGCGUGGGGGCCGUGGCCUUCUCGCACUACGAGGGCUGGAGCUUCUUCCACGCCUACUACUACUGCUUCAUCACCCUCACCACCAUCGGCUUCGGAGACUACGUGGCGCUGCAGAAGGACCACGCGCUGCAGAACAACCCCAACUAUGUGGCCUUCAGCUUCGUUUACAUCCUGACGGGCCUGACGGUGAUCGGCGCCUUCCUCAACCUGGUGGUGCUGCGCUUCCUCACCAUGAACGCCGAGGACGAGCGGCGCGACGCGGAGCAGCGCGCCCUGCUGUCCCGGGAGAAGAAGCACAGGGGGGGCCCAGCCGCAGCCCCAGCCUCAGCCCCGGGUCCGGGCCAGAGCCCUGCCCAAAGGCACCGCCACCACUCAAGGUCCAGGCUGGCGGCGCCGGUGGUCCGUUUGGACCCCGGGCCCGAGGAGGCCUGCAGGCGCGGUCUGAGAGACGUGUACGCCGAGGUGCUGCACUUCCAGACCAUGUGCUCCUGUCUGUGGUACCGCAGCCGGGAGAAGCUGGUGGUGCUGCCGCAGGACCUGUCCUUCACCGAGGCGCUCAUGGAGCAGGGCGAGGUGUCGCCCGGGGGCUUCUACGACCCGGGGGUCAGCGGGUGUGUGUGCAGCCCCCGACAGUGCUCCGCCACCAGCUGUACGUCCACCGACAUGCACAGCAUCGCCCCCUUCAGCCUGUGCACGCUGAGACGCAGCUCAGUCUAACCGAACACUGCCGUUAACUAACUAACUAACUAACUAACUAACUGCAGUAACUAUUCACUAACUAACUGCAGUUCAGUUCAGUUCAGUCGAACACUAUAGACUUGAAAAGGAGAGCUACACUUCAAGGUGCUAUGCUAUGAUAAGAAGUGUAAUAUUUUCAAACUUAUUUAUUUCAGUAAUAACCUCUCAAAACAUGUCUCUCUCAUGUGCUAUGAAACAUUUGUUUAUAAAGGAAGGUAUAUAAGUUGUUUAUUAAACUGUAUAAUUUACAUGUCUGAUGUUACAUCUAAAACAUUUAUCUAAAUGCAUCUCCUUGUAGCCUCAUCUGAAGACAAUGGUACCAUUACCAUGGGCAAUAU